Hydra vulgaris (swiftwater hydra) is the source of this 1362-nucleotide messenger RNA. Its product is annotated as peptidyl-prolyl cis-trans isomerase E. Gene Ontology annotation, molecular function: RNA binding; peptidyl-prolyl cis-trans isomerase activity. NCBI's taxonomy places the organism in Eukaryota, Metazoa, Cnidaria, Hydrozoa, Anthoathecata, Hydridae. The record is from RefSeq and is a predicted model, not a curated record. Gene Ontology annotation, biological process: protein peptidyl-prolyl isomerization; protein folding. Gene Ontology annotation, cellular component: intracellular membrane-bounded organelle.
CCAAGUAAUAAUAUACGCAACUAAUAAGUAAUUAUAUACCAAGUAAUAAUAUACACAACUCUGAAGAAAUGGUUAUUGCUUAACCACUACUCAUUCACUGCUUGUGUGUGACCAUUCAACAAAUUUAGUAAACAAAUAAAGAAAAGGUUUUAUGGUUUUUGGCUGAACAAACAUGGCAAAUAAGAAGAUGAUAUAUAUUGGUGGAUUGGCAGAAGAAGUAGAAGAAAAAAUAUUGCAUGCCGCAUUUAUUCCAUUUGGUGAUAUUAUUGAUGUCAAUAUUCCAAUUGAUUAUGAAACAAGCAAACAUCGAGGUUUUGCUUUUAUGGAGUUUGAACUUGCUGAAGAUGCUGCUGCUGCCAUUGAUAACAUGAAUGAAAGUGAAUUAUAUGGUCGUACAAUUCGAGUAAAUUUGGCAAAACCAAUGAAAAAUCCAGAAAGUGCGUCAAGAGGAAUAUGGAGCACAGAUGAGUGGUUGACUGAAAAUAUAGGACGUGAUGAUAAAAAUCAAGAAAAAAAAGAAGCAGUGCAAUCUGAAGAUACAAAUAAAGAACCAACUUCAAAAAAACGGCGAACAAAUCCAAAAGUUUACUUUGAUAUAAGUAUUAAUGAUCAGUACACUGGUAGAAUACUGAUGGAGUUGCGAUCAGAUGUUGUUCCUGUAACUGUAGAAAAUUUUCGUUGUUUGUGCACUCAUGAAAAAGGUUUUGGGUUUCGUAAAAGUACUUUUCACAGAAUUAUUCCUGGAUUUAUGUGUCAAGGAGGUGACUUUACUAAAAAUGAUGGAACAGGAGGAAAAUCAAUAUUUGGAAAAAAAUUUGAAGAUGAAAAUUUUGUACUUAAGCAUACAGGACCUGGCGUUUUAUCAAUGGCAAACUCUGGCCCAAAUACUAAUGGAUCACAGUUUUUCAUUUGUACUGAAAAAACAGAUUGGUUGGAUGGAAAGCAUGUUGUUUUUGGUAACGUUGUUGAAGGUUUAGAUACCGUCCGUAAAAUAGAGAAUGUUGGUCAAGAAUCAGGAAAACCAAAAAAAAAAGUGGUAAUUGAAGAUUGCGGCGAAUUGAAAUGAUUAACCUAACCCAAUAUAAUUAGCCAAGAUAAUUUAAUAGAGCAACAAAUAAAGACGAUUUGUAAGGAAACCGUGCGCGGAACAUUCGGACCGUUUUCAUAAACAAAUUUUAAAAUGGUCAUUUGAAGCAGCAAUCUUCAUUUUAAAGUAUGUUUCAAAUUAUGAAAAACAAAGAAAACUGAUUUUAUUAGCAAUAUAUUUUUUUUGGAUUAUAUAUUACUAGCUCACUUUGUAAAUUCAUGGUGAAUAAUCUAAAAUAUAUAGAAUCUACGUCUCUAAAUCUAGAUUUUAACAAA